AUGGCUGAUCCAAAUACCUACGGAGAUGAAAUGGCCAAUAUGGCUAUAGCAGAUAGAUAUCAUAUUCAAUUGGUUAUUUUUCGUGCUGGAGAAUUACUUACUGUUGUUAAUCCACGUGAUGGAUAUGUUAAACAUACAGCAUUUCUUGUCAAUGUCGGUACACAUUAUAAAGCACUUGUACCUCGCUAUGAAUUAGAAGAGGCACGUAGAAAUUCUGAACGUCUCUCAAAAAAAAACUUAGUGUAUUUGUUUUUUUUUCUUGAAUAUCACUAUCAAUUGAUUACUCUUUAA
Molecule: messenger RNA, 291 nt
Organism: Rotaria sp. Silwood2
Lineage: Eukaryota; Metazoa; Rotifera; Eurotatoria; Philodinida; Philodinidae
Source: the annotation of a GenBank genome assembly